Molecule: messenger RNA, 1177 nt
Organism: Paramecium sonneborni
Lineage: Eukaryota; Ciliophora; Oligohymenophorea; Peniculida; Parameciidae
Source: the annotation of a GenBank genome assembly
AUGUAAAAGUUUAUAAAGCCAUAAAAUUUGUAAUAAGUCUACCCUUUAUUAUUUAAUUGGUAACCUGAAAAUCAUGGUUUAGGAAAAGGUUUUGCAAUGACAAACUUUACAGAAUUAAAAGGAUGUGGAUGUAAGGUUCCAUAAACAUAAUUGUUGAAAUAUUUAGGAUAGAUUGGUAAAGGUGAUAUAGGAUCAGAAACACCUGAUGUUUCAGUAUUUCCAAUAAAUUAGACAAAUAAUUUCCAUACGAUUUCAACAAUAGAUUACUUUUAUCCUCUUGUAGCGAAUCCUUAUGCAUAAGGUAGAAUAGCAUGUUGUAAUGUGUUGAGUGAUCUUUAUGCUAUGGGUGUAACAUAAGUUGAUACUAUGUUAAUGGUAUUAGGUGUAUGUACAAAAAUGACAGAAGAAGAGAAAUAAAUAUCUACAUCUUUAAUGUUAAAAGGUUUUAAUGAUUGUGCUAAAGAAGCAAAUACAUCUGUAACUGGUGGUUAAAGUGUUUAAAGUCCAUGGCCAUAAAUGUAUAUAUAUAUAUAAUUAAUUAAUUAGAGGUGGUGUAGGAAUAGCUUCAAAUCAUAGAGAUGAUUUUAUUAUGCCAAAUGGUGCAGAACCUGGUGAUUAUUUAAUUUUAACAAAACCAUUGGGUGUUUAAAUAGCUGUUAAUACAUUUUAAUGGAUGACAACUAGUCCAUAAAAAUGGGAUGCUAUUAAAGGAAUAACUAAUUAAAAUGAAAUUAAUUAAGCAUUUGAUGUUGCUACUAAAAGUAUGUGUUUAUUGAAUGCUGCUGCUGCAUCAUUAUUUAAAAAAUAUUAAAUUAAAGCAGCUACUGAUGUCACUGGAUUUGGAAUCUUAGGACAUGCUAAAUAUCUUGCUUAAGCAUAAAAUUUAAAUGUUGAAUUUGUUAUUGAUACAUUACCUAUUAUUAGAAAUCUUUAUAAAUUAGAUAAAAUUGCAAGAGAUUUUAAAUUUAAAGAAGGUUUUGCUGCUGAAACAUCUGGAGGUUUAUUAAUAGCUACAAAACAUCCAGAUUCAUUUUUAAAAGAUUAUAAAGAUCUUAUUGGAGAAUGGGGAUGGGUCAUUGGUAAAGUUGUAGAAAGUAAAAAAAGAAAUGCUGUCAUUUCAGAAAAUGUUAAAAUUUAUGAAGUUUGAGAUUAUAUAUAAUAUUAAUCAAUUUAUAAA